CGGUUACACUCUUUUCCAGCAACUCUGCUUGCCCUGGGACAGCUGUAAUCUGAAUGUGUCUCUCAACUACGGAUCCGGGAGCAUCACUUGGAAAUCAGAGUGUUGUACUUCUGAUCUUUGUAACAAUGGGAAAGUCAACAUAUCAAGUGAGCCAAAUGGCCUGGUGUGCUGCGCGGGAAAUGACGUGAUGUGCCAGACCACCGUGAGCUGCAAGGGAGUUGAAGACCACUGCUUCAUCUCAGAUGACGGGACUAACUUAUACCAGGGCUGUGCUUCCAAAAGCAUCUGUGACAACUCGUCAAUCUCCUCCAGUUACCUCCAUAUUAAUCUGAACGCAGGCAUUCAGUGCUGUCAAGGAACUCUGUGCAAUAAGCUUGGUUCAGGCCUAACUUGUAGUGACUGCCAGAAUUCGUAUUCAUAUGCGAAUUGCCAAUUGAAGCUGAUGUCCUGCGCUGCUGAAGAUUCUGCUUGUGCCAUCGUCACCAGGCGGACUCGAUUGUUCAAUCAACUUACGCCCAUGCAGAUCAUUUUCCGGAGGUACUGCGUUGCCCCUGAUGACUGCAGCAUUGGCUUCUCCUUUCAAGAUAACAACUAUGUGUUUUCAUGGACUCUCCAGUGCUGCACGUCUCAACUCUGCAAUGCCGGGCCUGGUAGCACCACAUAUGUGCCUAACGGCCUGGUGUGCUGUUCGGGGUCAGGCGCACUCUGCCAGAACAUCAUCAGCUGUGUGGAAAAUGAGGACUACUGCUUCACAUCAGUCGAAGGACCAAACAUUUACCAGGGAUGUGCUUCAUCACGUGUGUGCGAAAGCCCAGGAAACGCGUCCUCCAUCCUCCAGAUGGACCUCAGUCCGCAGAUCCAGUGCUGUCAAGGCAGUCUGUGCAACAAACCAAGCUCCAUAAUCAUGUGUAACGAGUGCAUGUCUACAUUCUCCUGGGAAACGUGUCAAGACUUGGUAACAGCAUGCUCUUCUCCGAGCCCCUAUUGCACCACUGUCUUCAGCACGUCCUCACUGUCACGGUCUUGUGCCGCUCCGGAGAGUUGCAACUUGAGCAUCUCUGUCAACUACGGCAUUGGGAGCAGCACCUGGAUUUCGGAGUGCUGUGACUCUGACUUGUGCAAUACUGGAAACGUUUCUGUAUCCUAUGAGCUAAAUGGGAUGAUGUGCUGUGUGGGACCAGACAACGAGUGCACCAGCACUGUGAGCUGCAGCGGCAUUCAAGACUCCUGCUUCACCGCACUAGACAGUGAUGGACAAGUUCUCACGGGAUGUGCCUCCCGAGACGUUUGUGAGAAUCCCCUCAUUGCAGCCACCUACCUGCAGGUUCCUUUCAGUUCUCAGAUCAGCUGCUGCCAAGGGAUCCUCUGCAACAAACCGAAUUCUAGUUUGGUGUGCAAUGACUGCUUCUCCACCUAUUCUUGGCAAUGGUGCCAAGCUGGACCUUCUUUCUGCACCUCUAAUUCCUCUACCUGUGCGUCUGUUUUGGAAUCAAUUAAUUCCAAUUUGUUUCCCUACACACAUUUCUGGCGCUCUUGCGUGUCACCUGAAUUAUGUAAUGUCAGCGCAUCCAUCAACUACGGACAUGGCAGUAACAUGUGGAUCACGCAGUGCUGCAGCUCGGACAUGUGCAACUCGGAACAAGUUAACGUGUCUUCUGAUCCAAAUGGGCUGCUCUGCUGUGUUGACAACACUUGCCAAGGUAUCCUGUUGUGCACUGGCAUCCAGGACCACUGCUUCAUAUUUGACAGCAGCGUCGAUUCAUACAGGGGAUGUGUUUCGGCGAGUGUCUGUGACAGCCCAGUCGAUGUCAGUGCCCACCUGCAGAUUUCCCUUGAUUCCCAGAUUAGCUGCUGCCAAGGAACUGUCUGCAAUAAACCCAAUGCAAGUUUAAUUUGCUACAGUUGCAACUCGCAGAGUUCCUGGGAUGACUGUCAGCUAAACCAGGGGACGCUGUGCGGUUCUGAGGCCUCUGUCUGUGCCACGGUGCUGGAGUCGCAGUCAUCAAUGUGGGGCACAUCCAAUUCCUUUGAGAAGUUCUGUUCAACACCAGACAUGUGUAACUCAAGCGUGUCCAUUAACAUCGGCUAUGGGAGCACCACAUGGACGUCACAAUGCUGCACCUCCGACCUGUGCAAUGAUGGAAACGUGACACUCAACACAUCAAGCAGCACAAAUGGCCUGCUAUGCUGUGCAGGAAGUGACGAAACCUGCAACCAGGUGGUGAUGUGCACGGGGGCUCAGGACCACUGCUUCACGACAGGUGCUGGUGGAAGCGUUUUCAGAGGGUGCUGUUCUGAAAGUGUCUGCCUCAACCCAGUGGGUGCUUUGACCACCUUACAAGUCCCACUCGGACCUCAGUUCAACUGCUGUCAAGGGGACCUGUGUAAUAAACCCAGCUCCAGUCUGAUCUGCAAUACCUGUAACGUGUCUACUUCCUGGGAAGCUUGUGGCAGCCAAAUAAGCCAAUGCGGUUCUGAGCAGACUACAUGUCUCACGUCUCUGUAUGCAGUCAGCACAGGUGCGUACACUUACAGCGAUUUUGUGCAAAGCUGUUCGACCGAGAACGACUGUAAUGUCAGUCUGUCAAUAAACUUUGGAUCUGAGAGCAAAACCUGGAUAACCGAAUGCUGCAGCUCUGAUCUGUGCAAUGGAGGAACAGUUGCUGUUCCUGAUAAUUUCAACAACCUGACAUGCUGUGCAGGAACCUCUGGUGCUUGUGACAGUGUUGUCAACUGUGAAGGGAUUCAGGACCACUGCUUCAUGGCGAAUAAUGGAUGGAUGAUGGGCUGUGCUUCUGAAAGUAUCUGCAAUGCUCAACUUGGAGCUCUGAUCAAGUAUGGUUUGGAAUUUUCACAGAUGACCUGCUGCCAAGGAUUCCUCUGCAAUCGACCCACAUCACUGUUGGCAUGCUACAACUGUCCAUCAUUCACUUUCUGGGAAACGUGCAAUUCUUUGCAGUUUUGUGCAAAUUCUGCUUGUCUCACCUCUGUACAGUCGAUUCAGUCAAAUGGCUACUCCUGGACCAAGACUUGUGCUGGUUUUGAGAGCUGUAACCUGAGUGCUUCCCUUAACUACGGCAGCGGGACGAUGAUGUGGAUCUCAGAGUGUUGUGCCACCGACCUUUGCAACAACAACAGGGUCAAUGUGUCCAGUGAUGCCAAUGGCCUGGUGUGCUGUGCAGGAACAAAUGGAGCGUGUGAGCAAACGGUGGACUGCGUGGGCCUUCAGGACUUCUGCUUCUCCUCAGCUUCUGGUCUGAAUACGUACCUGGGGUGUGCCUCACAAGGAGUCUGUGACAAUCUGGUGGAAUCUUUUCUCAUCCUUGGCCUUCCCGUCGCUUCUAAUAUCACUUGUUGUCAAGGGGACCUGUGCAACAAACCCGUCACCAGGUUGACGUGUCUGAGUUGUUACUCUAUGGAUUCCUGGGACAUGUGUGACAACAUCUCGAUGACAUGUACCAUCAGUGAUGCGGUGUGCACAUCUGUCAUGGUGUCACAAGCCUUUGGUCAGCAAACUAGCACCAGUUUUGGCCGGUUCUGUGCCAAUCCGAUGAACUGCAAUACAACUUCAUCCUUUAAUUUUGGGAAUGGAAGUUUCAUCGAGGUUUCAAACUGCUGUACUUCUGAUAUGUGUAACACUGAGAGAGUGAACACGUCUUCUUCCCAGAAUGGGCUUUGGUGCUGUUCAGGGACCAAUGGAAGCUGUCAGAGUAUCAUAAAUUGUACAAAUGAGGAAGACUACUGCUUCACUUCAGUUAUUGGAUCAACUAUCUACCAGGGAUGUGCAUCUCGCUGGGUUUGUGACAACCCGUCUCAGGCUUUUGCUGUUUUGGACCCAAUCAGCAAUUCACAGGUUCAGUGUUGUGAGGGGAGUCUCUGCAACCAGCCAGAUUCCAGCAUAGUUUGUUACACUUGUUCAUUCGGACAGCCAUGCAUUGCUACUCUGUGCCAAUCUGGGCUUACAAGAUGUGCAACAAUGACUCAAAUCUAUGGGACUGGUGAGUUUGUCAGCAUCAUUGUCACUAAAUUCUGCGCCUCUCCAGAUAGUUGUAAUUCCAACGGCUCUAUUACUGAUGCCUAUCAAACGUACACUUGGAGUGUCCAGUGUUGCAGCUCUGAUCUCUGCCUCCCAGAAAAUGUGUCACUCAGUGGUCCCAAUGGCCUGGUCUGCUGUUCAGAUACAACUUGUCAGACUUCAGUGAAUUGCACAGGAUUUCAGGAUCAUUGUUUUAUCCAAGGUAACGGAUUGUAUGUCCAGAUGGGAUGUGUUUCAAACAGUGAAUGUUCACUGAGAACUUGUUGUGAGGGAAACUUCUGCAAUAAACCAAGAGCCCCUCUGACGUGUCACAGCUGCUCUUCUUCAGAUUCCUGGGACUCGUGUCUCAGUAGCAACGUGUCGUGCAGCUCCGCAGACUCGCUGUGUGCCUCAGGCGUCCUGUCCUACAGCCCAGGGUCCCAGACGUACACGAGGACCUGUGUAGAGCCAACCACCUGUAACACAAAUGGCUCUCUCAACUACGGUUAUGGGAGCGUCACAUGGAUUUUCAAGUGCUGCAACACUGACCUCUGCAAUGACGACACAGUGUCCUUUCCUAACAAUACAAACAGCUUGUAUUGCUGUGCGGGGACAGACAUGACAUGUCAGAACACCGUCAACUGCACAGGAUUGCAGGACAGCUGCUUCACCUCAGCUAAUGGAGCCAGCGUGUACCUGGGCUGCUCCUCUGUGACAAUCUGUGAGGACCACAAUCUCGCUUCUCUCCUUGGACUUUCUGCCACCUCCGUGAUUAGCUGUUGUGAAGGAAACCUGUGCAACCAACCCGGUAAUGCAUCCAUCCUCCAAAAUGCACUGGUGUGCUGCACAGGAUCGGACAUCAGCUGUCAGAACACAGUGACCUGUGCCAACACUGAUGACUUCUGCUUCAUUUAUGAUGAUGGAUGGUCUACAAACACAGGAUGUGCUUCCAGUAGUCAGUGUGAAGCAUCAUCCACUCCCAAUGCCACCACACCGCCCUCCUACAGCUGCUGUCAAGGAAAUCUGUGUAACAAACCCAAGCCCACGGUGACGUGUAACUCUUGCUAUGCAUGGAGCUCUUCAGAGCCGUGUCUAAGCCAGCCAAUUCAGUGCAGCUCCUCGUACUCAGCCUGUGCCACCGUGGUGUACUCCGGUGAGUGA
Molecule: messenger RNA, 5176 nt
Organism: Erpetoichthys calabaricus (reedfish)
Lineage: Eukaryota; Metazoa; Chordata; Cladistia; Polypteriformes; Polypteridae
Exons: 42
Coding region: 188-5176 (1662 amino acids)
Source: RefSeq, a predicted model, not a curated record